GGUAAACAUAAGCGGAAAAUAACCGACAAUCUAGCCGGAAGAACCGUUUCACAGAUCGGAUAUCCCGUGAUCCCCGUUUGCGCGUCGCCGCGUCCGUCCGCGGGCAACCGGCGCUACGGCUCUGUGCUACCGCGGCGCACGUAAGCGUGCGUUCGAAUGGUGGUGCGCUUCGUGCGGCUUCCUCCGCUGUUUCUCCGCUGAUCUCGUCGCUAACGGAAUUGGGAACGGCGAAGCUGUACAAGUCGACGGCUCGGACGGCGCGUUUGAAUCCUGUGUCGUCGCAAUUGUCGGCUCUCCCGCCGCGCACCGACGAUGGCGACUCUAGAGGACCGCAUCUUGGGCGAGAAGCUCCAGUACUACUGUAGCAGCAGCAGCGAAGACGAGGACGAGCCGGCGGAAAACGACGCUUCCCCGUCGCACGUGCCCGCCUCGGAAAAGGCACCGCCGCCGCCGCCGCCCGAGCUCAAGCAGCGGGAAGGGUGCUCCUCUGUCAAUACGGGGCCCAAAGGUGUGCUGAAGGACUGGCAGCGCUAUCAGCAGCUGCAGAAUGAGCGGCGAGAGGAACAGGAACGGGAGCGACUGCAGCUCAUCAAGAAGCUGUCGCUCACCUGCCGCUCUGAGCUCGACGCUGAGAAGUCAAAGUCAAAGAAGGAAGAGGAAGCGCCACAGGAAGAGGAUGACGACUUCCUGCGCGAGUACAUGCGCAAACGGAUGGAGGAGAUGAUGGCCGAGAUAAAUGCCAGGCCGAAGUUUGGACACUUAGUUCGCCUCGAGGACGGCCAAGCCUUCCUGGAUGCUGUAGACCGGGAAAAGUCUGGCGUCACUGUCAUCGUGCACAUUUAUGCACAGGGCAUGCCUGGCUGCGAGGCAAUGAAUGGCUGCCUGCAGUGCCUGGCAGAAGAGUACCCGCAGGUCAAGUUCUGCACUGUCGAGGCCUCUGCGGCUGGCAUGAGCCGGCAUUUUGAGCGUAAAGGAGUGCCGGCACUGUUGGUGUACAAGAACGGCGCCCUGAUUGGCAACUUUGUACGCCUCACGGACGAGUUCGGCGACGACUUCUUCGCCGUGGACGUUGAAUCAUUCCUUGUUGAGCACGGCUUUCUUCCAGACCAGAGCUUGCGACUUGCAGAGCGAAGUCAACCCUCCAACAACGCCGAUGAUGACGACGACGACGAUGACCACUGAUGCAGAAGAGUUGAAAGUUGUGCUUGUCGGUACAUAAUGAGGAUACUUGGGAGCAGUGCGAGAAGACUGGACAAGACUGGACUGCGCCCUGUGUUGUCUAUUCUUGUCCAAUGUUAUUGCACUGUUCCUCAAGUACCACUGUCGCCAUCGUAACCUGAAGACCGUUUCCAUUUGGUCUUGACAGCAAGCAGACGGCAGGUUGUUUAACUUAGCCGCAGUUCUGGCACUGAGGCGCCCGAGAAGCAUCGGCGGAACGUCGUGACCAGACUGGCUGUAGAGCACGGAGCUGAAUUUGCCCUCGUGGAAUUCAUCUGCAGGUCGAGUGAACAGCAACGCAAUGCAAGUGUUCACGCUCGGCAGCCAUGUUUUGCACCUGUUUGUGCAUUUGUUGCUACAGAAACGACCUCCCAUUGUUUCUCGGUGCACUAUGUGAAACAUUGUAAUGCUCUUUGUACAGGUGUGUUCAGAGUGUCCUUUAUAUACAGCAAUAUGGGUGGCGGCCGUCUUGGCCCUCAUUCCAUUUCUGUGGCGUAAGGCUAAAUUCACCGGUGAUGAAGUCCAUGGAGAAGGUACUCGGCAAAGUUCCUUGCAGUGGCUCCACUGCUGCCAUGUGGCUGCACUUGUAACUCAAAAAGUAUUCGUCGUAAUGCAUAGUAGCUGCUUUAAACUGUCACUGCCAAUCAUGAUUCACGAAAACUUCAUUGGAUGCUGUAAGCAUAGCUGACUUGCCUUUCAAAAAAUUGGUGAUAGUGUAGCUGGCGCUAAAUGUAGGCUGUUUGCGUUGCUAGACAGAAUAGAAACGGCAGCAUGCAAAUAAGAAUAAAUGAGAGAAGCUUCAUCCCAUCAAUAAUGCCAGGAUUUUCAUAUCGUGCGACUAUAUUACGGGGUACCUGAAUUGGGACCACUGAAGCUGUGUGUGACUCUGCAAGCCUUGACCUUUCUGAGCAUCAAAGCAGGAAGCCAGGUUUGACCACUCUCAAACUAGUUGGUUAUCACGAAAGCAGCCUUAUACUCUGAGCCAGAAAAAAAAUUGGUUAGCUUCUUUUGGUAAGCAAUUUGUUGAAAUGAAUGGGAUGCAGUCACAGACAAUGUCAGACAGGGGGUGGGUUCAAACACUCGGAAGUUCCUUGUGCACUAUCGGUUGACAACUCAGGUGAGUCACGUAAACUGAACUGCUGGCACAAGCCACAUGAUGGUGGGUGAACAAAGCAACCGUGUGAAUUCCAGAACACCAGUCAGCUGCAUCUCCGCCCCCGCAAAUUGCACGCCUACUUUUCUUAUGCAUUGCAGUUCGUGUCUCCAUUUCAAUUAAAGCACUCAACAAGACCAACUUUUAUUUCAUUCAUUAGUCCCUUAAAUAUGUGAGAUGUUUUUGUUCAGUUAUCUGUACUAGUACUUGUACAAGUUCUUCUGUGUAGCUGUAAGGAAAAGCUUUACACCACCCUUUGUUGGCUAACAAUUUUGUCCUGGUGCAGAGCCUCAAAUCAUUGUUAAACUAGGUUGACUUGAAUUGUGCCCGAGCUUGUCGUGAGACUCAAGUGGUAGAAUUGCAAUCGAAGUCAUUGGCCUCCAUUUUAUUUUAUUUACGAUUGUGGAGGAAGAUCUCCUCUGUGGCUGCACUAAUGCAGUCAGCUGUAUUAGUUGUAUUACAUCAUUUACAUACAACAUGUGCUGUACUUAAUCUCGCCCAUUAUGUGUCACUGUUCUGUACUUAUACAUGUUUAAUUUUCACCGUAACAUUGGUCGGAAUUUGUGACUGGCAAAGGCAUCAGGAUUGAAGCCUUGGGAAAGAAAAGCUUGGUAUUGCUGAGUAUCGGGGUGUGGGACGCAGACUGUUACUUAUUACCGUAUUUACCCGAUUUUGACAAUUCUCUAAAUGUAACACACACGCAGUCUUUUAUGGUUUCAAAGUAAGAAAAUAAUGUACGCCGAAAUCUAACGCACACCUGUUAUAAUAAAAGAGUUGCAUGGCUCCGAUUUUCACGAUCAGACAAGGAUAAGGCCACCUUUACAGAGACAGCUCUUUAUCUCUGUGUAGGACCAUAGCAUAUUGCCCUCUGUGCGGUCCAUUGCCUUUGAUGGCCCACAUUUCUCGAACAACUCCGCAACAAUCACGAACGGGAUGGUGGCCUGCACCAGAACUAACUACUUUGCUACUACUGAAUACCAAAAAGGCAAGAACAUGUAAAUCUAUAGCUACAACCUUGGGGCGCAUUCACACUUGCGACUAGGCAAGGUCGUGCGACCAAGUUAGUUGCAAAGCGACCAGUCGCAAAUGGUCGCUUUUCUCAAAAGGCGACCGUUUCGGGCCAGUCGCUCGCUGCUCGAUUUUUGUCGCACGACAACAGUCGCAGAACAGCUGAAUCAGUCAGAUGUGAAGGAACAGGACAUACGUAUAUGCUGAUGCUUAUUUUACGCGGCGAUGACAUUGCAAGCAGACGCGAACGGCAUAUCGCGAGACAUUUCGGUUUAGCGACUCGUCGGUCACAUUUGUCAGUGUGAACAUCGUUCAUCUUGAGUAGCUUUCUGGUCGCCAGUCGCAAUCGCUCGUGGGACGUCGUCUAGUCGCAAGUGUGAAUGGGCCCUUGCAUAUAAAUGAACUUCUUAGAAUGAGAUUUUGUAAUCAAAGCAACUUGGCAGUAUAAGCAACCUGCGCGAGAACGUUUGUCGCCAUCUUGCCAUGACAAUGACAAUGAUGCUGGCUUUGAUGGUAGCCAACACCUCGAACGUGGUUUCAGUUUUGUAUCUGAUCGUAACGCACAAGCAAUUCUCAGACCCAUUUUUCUCGGAAAAGAAAGGUCCGUGUUAGAAUCGGCUAAAUACAGUAUUUCUGUCUGUCUAGCGUCUCUUUAAAGCUGCACUGAGAAUGUUUCCUCGUCUUGUGUCUUUGGCUCAAAUAAGUGCAGAUAUGAGUAGCUAUAUAGCUUGUUAUGCAAGCCACUAAUGCUCCCACAGUGCAAAGGGCACAAUGUGACCUGCCUGACAUGUCAGCAUGCACCAUGUGAUUGCUACAAAAUGGUGAAAGAGGUUCAAGGAAGCCAUGAAAUGAUUGCAGGGAUGAGACUUGUUGAUAUGUCAUACGUCGUUGACAGACUUGUUGACCUGUCAGCGCGUAAUGUGUUCCUUUGUCCUUAUUUGCACGCUGUAAACAUUUGUUUACUUCUGUCUUAGGCUGCCAGGCUUACUUACAAGGCCUUUUCGUAUUUGUUGAUCAUUGUAAAAAAAAAAAAACGCAAUGUUUCAAAGUUACCCUUGUACCCUUCUGUAGAAUGGUCCGAAAGUAGCAAAGUAAAAAAAAAUUUAAUAAGAGUCGCACAGACUGUACCAAAAUACCGUUUUCACAGAAAUGCAUAAAAAAGCAUGAUUAAAAAAAAACAACUUAUAUACUGAGUGAUUUCAUUUUAUCACCAACUUCAGUUUGGGCCACAACAUCAUUGCAACUCGGUAAGAAAUCUAACUACACGUGCAAUCAUUUUUUUUGUAUUAUUAAAAAAAAGAAUUCCAUGUCUUUCUGGACAUUUCUGUGAAAACGGCAUCUUGCUACAUUGUGUACUUUUCAAGUUAUUGAAUGUUUAAAACUGGUGUUACUUUGGAUCAUACUGUCCAUAGCGAGUGUGCCUUUUUAAUGCUGUGACCGUUUCCACUGCACACAUUUGACAAAGUUUCGCAUCACAUCAAGUAGUCGUGAAUGCCUAGGAUGCAGGAAAGCUUUCAUUAUUUCUUGAAUUUAAAUUAGACUACUAUAUUGAACCAAAAAAAAGAAUAGUGCAAAUCGGCAUAGUACAUCAGGAUCCCUAGCUUGAUGUUAUUGCUAGCGUUGUAUGUAAGAAGGCAGGGCCAUACAAUCGCAAACUGAUAUGAGUUUUGCAGAGAAAACUACUACUACACCUAAACUUUGUACAUCACUCUGUGUUAGCAUGACAAUAUGUAAUUAAGUGCAGUGAAGGAACUGCAGUGAAUGCUGGUUUUUAUUUUCUGAUAGAAUCGAUUCAAGGAGACCAUGCCAGAGGUAGCAAGUUCGUUCUUUUUUUUUUUCAGCACACACAGCUCCAUUUUGGCGUGAGAAACUUAAAUUGACACAGUGUAUUUAAUGAUGAUCUUCAGCGUGGCUUCUUAGAGCCAUUCACUGAUGUCCCACCUUGUUAUGUGAGCGGUAGAUGGCUUUCGUGAAUGUCGCUCUGGUUUUCUUAAUUGGUUGCAAUACAAGACUUCAGUUCUAGUCAACUUUCAGUUUUCAUCUAAUAUCCUGAAUUGGGUGCAAGUGAUGCAAUAACCUUUUCUGUGUUAUGCAGUGCUGGGUUUUCAUUAUCUCAGCAAAAGUGUUGUGUUGUGUGAAAAUUUGUGCUUUUGUUCUUUUUAGCGACAUCAAUGUUGCAUGUUCAGCUUUAUAUAACAUUCGGCAUGUGCAUGGUGGUGCUUGCACAAUGUCAGAACUGUAUGAAAUGGCAGGGCUUUUGAAAGUCUUGAAAUAAUGCUGUUUUCUCUAUUACCUUUUCUGGCGCACACGACGAUUGCCAGGCUAAUGUCUUUCUUAUUUGCACAUGAUCAUGUGCUGCGCUAUGGAGCAGCUGUCAUCACGGAAUCUGGAUUUAGACUGAUCAACCAGUAUGCAAAUCAUUGUUAUAGAAAUGCACGUAUUAUCUUUAAAAAACCUGCACAAAUGUCUGAUAGUGCAAGCAGAAAAAAACAACAAUCAUCAACUAUCGUAUAGACUCGCGUCAAGGCCGCACCCCCAACUUGGCAUCCCAAAAUGUGGAAAAAAGAAAAUUCCAAUAGGGAAGCAAUAGCGUUCGGUGCCCUGAUGCCACGCGUGUGCAUUGGCGAAUGUUCCUGCGCUACAGGCUUCUUUGUGCCACUACUAGAUGGCGAGAACUGUGCAUUGCCCUUUGAUGCAAUGGUACAUCAGGGUAUCUGGGGUGUGCACAAGUCGCCGGCUGCACCGGCACCAUUUUUACCAAAAGGUUCGGUCCUGUGGGAGGGCCGCAUCUCGUCUUAAUUGUGAAAAAAAUCGCGGCCCUUACACGAGUCUAUACGGUAUGAAAGCCUGUUCUUCUAGCCUUCCUUUGCCUAGUGUGCUCUUUAUUUUGAAGCUGUCUCCAACCAAAAA
Molecule: messenger RNA, 6289 nt
Organism: Dermacentor silvarum
Lineage: Eukaryota; Metazoa; Arthropoda; Arachnida; Ixodida; Ixodidae
Product: phosducin-like protein
Exons: 7
Coding region: 313-1182 (289 amino acids)
Biological process (GO): regulation of G protein-coupled receptor signaling pathway
Source: RefSeq, a predicted model, not a curated record